This is a messenger RNA of Guillardia theta CCMP2712, 417 nucleotides long. RefSeq lists its product as hypothetical. The record is from RefSeq and is a predicted model, not a curated record. The transcript has 5 exons. The coding region runs from base 1 to 417 and encodes 138 amino acids. NCBI's taxonomy places the organism in Eukaryota, Cryptophyceae, Pyrenomonadales, Geminigeraceae.
AUGGCCAAGGAUCAGAGCAUCCGCUGGUGGAUCCUCGUCUGCGGAACUCUGCAGGUCAUCAUACUCAACGCCAUGGUGGUCGUCAGCUGGACGAUCUCUUACGUCGGUUCCCCUUGCCACACUGGGUCUGCGCUCAGUCGACACUUGCAGGUUCCCAUUCCGACGUCUCUCCUUCUCUUCGUGGCUAUGGGUCUAGUUUUCUUCGGGUCUUUCCUGCAGACCUUCGCCGCUCUUCGCAUUCAUGGUGGACUCGCUGAUUGCAUCAUGAUGGUUGUGAGCCGACGGCAUUUCGUCGAGAUGAUCAUGGUUGUGCUUCAGGCGUUGGCGACAGUGAUAGCGAUCGUUGACCUCACUCAACGUUGGAAGUCUCUACGUGGCCGCCAGCUCAGCGGGGGUUUCUUUGAGCGAUGUUAUUAA